AAACCCCUCCCCUCCCCACAAAACCCCUCGCCUCCCAGCGUCUGUUCCCCGCGCGCACCGCGGCAUCCGCGCGGCUACUGCUACACAAGCCCCCCCAAGCCCCCAAGUUCCCCCAGCCAUUUCCCAGAUCCCACGGGCGCAGCACGGGGAGAGAUCGCGCUCGCGCCCACCCACCCCCGCCACCCGGACCGACCGACGCAAUGGCGACACUCACCGUCCCCGCCGCCGUCCCGCCCGUCGCCGAGGACUGCGAGCAGCUCCACAAGGCCUUCGAAGGUUGGGGCACGAACGAGAAGCUGAUCAUCUCCAUCCUGGCGCACCGGGACGCCGCGCACCGCCGCGCGAUCCGCCGCGCCUACGCCGAGGCCUACGGGAAGGAGCUGCUCCGCGCCCUCGGCGACGAGAUCCACGGCAAGUUCGAGAGGGCGGUGAUCCUGUGGACGCUGGACCCCGCCGAGAGGGAUGCCGUGCUGGCGAACGAGGAGGCUAAGAAGUGGCACCCCGGCGGCCGCGUGCUGGUGGAGAUCGCGUGCGCACGCACGCCCGCGCAGCUCUUCGCCGCCAAGCAGGCUUACCACGACCGCUUCAAGCGCUCGCUCGAGGAGGACGUCGCCGCGCACAUCACCGGCGACUUCCGCAAGCUUUUGGUGCCUCUUGUAAGUGCAUACCGCUAUGAUGGCCCAGAGGUGAACACUUCAUUGGCCCACUCUGAAGCCAAAAUACUUCAUGAGAAGAUUCAUAAGAAGGCUUAUAGUGACGAGGAGAUCAUCAGGAUUCUAACCACACGGAGCAAAGCUCAGCUACUUGCAACAUUCAAUAGCUACAAGGAUCAGUUUGAUCAUCCAAUCAACAAGGAUCUGAAAGCUGAUCCCAAGGAUGAGUUCCUUGCAACGCUGCGGGCGAUCAUCCGAUGCUUCACUUGCCCUGACAGGUACUUUGAGAAAAUCCUUCGACUAGCUCUUGGAGGCAUGGGCACAGAUGAGGAUGAUCUCACCAGGGUCAUAACUACCCGCGCUGAGGUCGACCUGAAGCUGAUAAAGGAGGCCUACCAGAAGAGGAACAGCGUGACGCUGGAGCGUGCUGUUGCUAAAGAUACGACCAGAGACUAUGAGGAUAUUAUCCUCGCGCUCCUAGGAGCAGAGUGAGGAGGGUGUCUCAGCACCAUCUCGUAUGUACCUCCUUACUUGAUGGGUGCAUGAAGCUCCAUAAAAAGUGCUGAACGCAUGGUUAUGUUUCUGAACAAUAAUAAGUUUGUGACCCAGCCUGCAUAUAUAGCAGUGCUCGUUAAAUAAAAGAUGGUUUAUUGAUCUGCUUGCUAA
Molecule: messenger RNA, 1319 nt
Organism: Setaria italica (foxtail millet)
Lineage: Eukaryota; Viridiplantae; Streptophyta; Magnoliopsida; Poales; Poaceae
Product: annexin D7
Exons: 5
Coding region: 201-1145 (314 amino acids)
Cellular component (GO): cytoplasm
Molecular function (GO): calcium-dependent phospholipid binding; calcium ion binding
Source: RefSeq, a predicted model, not a curated record